Molecule: messenger RNA, 2966 nt
Organism: Asparagus officinalis (garden asparagus)
Lineage: Eukaryota; Viridiplantae; Streptophyta; Magnoliopsida; Asparagales; Asparagaceae
Product: protein VASCULAR ASSOCIATED DEATH 1, chloroplastic
Exons: 18
Coding region: 209-1849 (546 amino acids)
Biological process (GO): negative regulation of programmed cell death
Source: RefSeq, a predicted model, not a curated record
CUAAAAAUAUAAAAAUAUAAAUAUAAAAAUCUUCCCUCUUCCCCGUCCAUCUACGUUUCCCAGUUCCUCUUCUCCCUAAAACGCUCACCGUCUCUUAUUAAAAUCCUGACAACGACCAAGAAACCGACCCCUCACUCUUUCUCUCUUUACCCGUUUACUCAAAACCCUAAUUGACUCGAUUCGAUUCGAUUCGAUUCGAUCCGAUUCCAUGGCCGUAGUGCUUGGAUCAUCGCCGAAGGAGGAGUCAGAAUCUGCCUUCGAGACCUCCUCCGUCCACUCCGGCGAUACCUCCGGUCUUAGGGAUGCCGAUAUCAUGACGGAGGUUUUAAUGUCGAGGAGCGAGGAGUAUCGGUUGCUCUUCCGGCUCCCGAAGGAUGAGGUCCUUGUUCAGGAUUUCAACUGUGCUUUCCAAGAGAAUAUUCUCCUUCAGGGUCACAUGUAUUUGUUUAUUCAUCAUAUCUGUUUCUAUUCAAAUAUUUUUGGAUUCGAGACAAAGAAAACAAUUGCUUUUCAUGAGGUUACUUAUGUCCGAAAAGCAAAGACUGCUGCAAUUUUCCCUAAUGCCAUUGAGAUUAUUACUGGGGAUAAAAAGCACUUCUUUGGUUCCUUCUUGUCUCGUGAUGAAGCCUACAGACUCAUUGUGGAUGGUUGGGCACAACAUAAUGAUGAUUCCAGGGCCCUUUUGGAUCAUCAGGAGUCGAAAUCAGAAAACAACCAAGACAAUGACAUUGUUGUUGUGGAAAGAGUAACAGGAUCAACAGAGUUCAUAGAUGCUUCGUCAUCUGCAGAGAGGACAAAGGAUGCUAAUGCUUCAGAAAAAUGCAAACUUUUAUUAAAUGGUAACAGUGAAAGCAAAGCAUCAGAAAAUUUUCAAGAAAACCAGGAGAACGGAAAGCAUGCAAAUUCUGAUAAUCCACCUUCUAGCGAGCCUUCUAUUUGCGAGGAACUUGAUGCUCCUGAAAUACCCGAGAAUUUUACAUUGGUUAUAGAGGCUAAGUUUCCGGUCACCGUAGAGGAGUUCUUCACUCUUUUCAUCUCUGAUAAUGCUUCUAACUUCCUGGAAAAUGUUCACCAAAGGUGUGGGGACAAAGAUUUUCUGUCUACUCCAUGGCGUCCACACGAAAAAUUUGGGCAUGCACGUGAUUUAUCCUUUCUUCACCCAGUCAACGUAUAUAUUGGUGCAAAGUUUGGUCGUUGUCAGGAGGUCCAGAAAUAUCGUGUUUUUAAGAACAGCCAUUUAGUGAUUGAGACAUCUCAACAAGUCAGUGAUGUGCCUUUUGCGGAUUACUUUCAUGUCAAGAGGAUAUGGGAUGUUGAGAAGAUUGCUGAAGAAGAGAAUAGUUGCAUUAUGCGUGUGUACUUCAAUGUGGCAUUUUCAAAGAAGACAAUGUUUAAGGGUAAAAUAGAGCAAUCAACAAAAGAUGAGCUGCGGGAAGUUCAUGCAAUUUGGAUCAACAAUGCCCAUGAACUAUUGAAGCAAAAGAAUGAGGUGAAGCAGAAAGGGAUUGCUGAUCGGAAUGCAGAUAUGAUUCAGGAUCAGAAUGAAGGAGCUGGAAGUUCUUCAGGACACGAAGGAUCAGCAGAAAACUUGCGUCCAACUGUGAAUCCUUCAGUGGCCCCCCAGACAGUGCUUCUGGGGAAUAGUGGCUCAAGGAUUAACUGUCCUGUGCAAGAGUACUCGAUAAUUACAUCAGUGGUUUCCUUUUUUAAAGGAUCAUGGGCUACUUUGCUGUCAAAUACUAGAAUUCGAAGUCAGUUUCCGCUUUAUCUAGCAGUGGCAGUUGUUGCCAUUCUUAUCCUAAUGCAGGAAAGUUCUCUUAGAUUUUCUAUUCCUUCUAUUUUUCGUUAAUAUAGAAAAACUAUUUAUGCAUGCAAACCUUCGCUUAAAUAUCAUGUUGAAUGAGUGAAAAGUUCUCACGAGCAAUUUUAACUUUUGGUCUGUCACAUUAAGCUCAAGAUUAUUUUUUCCACCUCAUAUGUCUUUUUCCUGAUAGUAAGAUUGGUUAGUAAUUACUGUUUAUCUGAAAUUCCUUAAAAUAAUAGUUGAAGAUAAUUCACUAUAGAAAACUUACCAUCUUAUCUUCUAUUCCUGUUAGUAGGGCUGAAAAUGAAUUGAAUAAAUAUUUCGAAUUUGAAUCUGCAUUCAAAUAUCUUUCUCUGAAUAGAAAUUUGGACACGAAUACUUUAAUACAUGUAUUUGAUUACCAUUUUAUAGUUUUUGCAUACUGAACUAUUUAAUUAAAAGAAAUAUUUAUUUCUGUGUUAGAGAGAUGCUUUAAUUUUCAAAGAAUUUGAAUUUUUUUAAAUAACAUAAAACCAAAAUUGAAAAUGAUUCUUUGUAACUAUGAUGUAAAAAUCUGUAAUUUGAAUAUUUGGGUAAAAACUAAUUUCGGGCUGUUUAGUCAUCUCAAAAUUAGUAUAGAAUUCAAACUAAAAACGUAUGGGAGAUUAAAAAACAUAAAUCAUGUAAAUUGUGCAAGUUGUAAGAGAUCAAAUUUUAUGAAUAAAAUCGAACAUGCAAGUGUUCAUAUUUAAUUUGUUUAAUAUUCGAAUACUAAAAUUAUUUGAUUUCUCUUAAGUGAUAUCUAUAAUUGAAUUUGGACGAAUAAUAAUUAAACUGUUUGAUAGUUAGAUAAACUCCCACCCCUACCCAUUAUACUAAGAAAAUUUAAUAGGUGCCGCUGCUUCUUGCUCUGAUGAGCUUUAAAUUGUAUAACCAGAAGGAUAUCACGCAUUCUUUCAUACAUUUCAUUUUAUAGUAAACUUAUAUCACAUUUUGCAGAUAUGGUCUCUGACAGUUCAUAUUCCUUUUGCAUUGCUCGCAGAUGAGCAUCAUCAUUCUACUGACGAGAGUGCCUGAAGUUCAUGUAAUUAAUCACGGGAAUCAAAUUAGCGGUAUUAGUGGAUACAGAGCAGAGAACAUAGAGUGGAUGGAGAAACGUGUAGACUAUCUCAAGGAAGAAAUG